This is a messenger RNA of Carya illinoinensis, 2001 nucleotides long. RefSeq names its product 3-ketoacyl-CoA synthase 4. The record is from RefSeq and is a predicted model, not a curated record. The coding region runs from base 247 to 1776 and encodes 509 amino acids. Gene Ontology annotation, cellular component: membrane. Gene Ontology annotation, molecular function: acyltransferase activity, transferring groups other than amino-acyl groups. NCBI's taxonomy places the organism in Eukaryota, Viridiplantae, Streptophyta, Magnoliopsida, Fagales, Juglandaceae. The transcript has a single exon. Gene Ontology annotation, biological process: fatty acid biosynthetic process.
CAAAUCUGUUAAAAUCUUCUUUGAAAAGUUUUCAUUUCUGUUCAUUAAACAUUUUCUCUCUUCACUCAGGUACAGAUCCGUCCGUAUGUACAGCUUUCUCCGUUACGCUCAGAGAUUUUUUUUUUUAUUAUUUCUCAUUAUUUUUUUAUUUUUUUCUGGCGGCCUCGUAGAGUUUAUAUAGCACCCUGGCUGGCAGUUCGACAACCCUCAAAAAUUUCCCAAAAAAAUUAAAAAAAAAAAAAAAAUAUGAGCUCCGAAUCUGAGCGGACGGCAACCUCCGAUGGGGUUCAGAUCCACCAGAGCCGGAGGCUGCCGGACUUUCUUCAAAGCGUGAAUCUAAAGUACGUGAAACUGGGUUAUCACUACCUGGUUUCCUACCUCUUGACUCUCUGUUUAGUGCCUUUGAUGGCCGUCAUUCUCAUUCAAGCCUCCCAGCUCAAUCCCGAUGAUCUUCACCUACUUUGGCUCCACCUACAGUACAACCUUGUUAGCGUUGUAAUCUUCUUCGUUGUUCUUGUUUUCGGAUCCACCGUAUACAUCAUGACCCGACCGAGAUCCGUCUACCUCGUUGACUAUUCCUGCUAUCGCCCGCCGUCGCAUCUCCAGGUCAAAUUCCACCAGUUCAUGGAGCACUCCAAGCUCACCGGUGAUUUCGACGACUCUUCUUUGGAGUUCCAGCGCAGGAUUCUUGAACGCUCCGGUUUGGGCGAGGAGACGUACGUCCCUGAAGCUAUGCACUAUCUUCCUCCUCGGCCAUCCAUGUCCGCCGCGAGAGAAGAGGCGGAGCAAGUCAUGUUUGGAGCCUUGGAUAACUUAUUCGCCAAUACCAAUGUCAAACCUAAGGAUAUCGGUAUUCUCGUUGUGAAUUGUAGUUUGUUUAAUCCAACGCCAUCACUUUCGGCUAUGAUUCUUAACAAGUAUAAGCUGAGAGGUAAUAUUAGGAGCUUCAAUUUGGGGGGUAUGGGGUGCAGUGCUGGCGUUAUAGCCAUUGAUCUUGCUAAGGAUUUGCUGCAAGUUCAUAGGAACACUUAUGCAGUUGUUGUUAGCACCGAGAACAUUACUCAGAACUGGUACUUUGGAAACAAGAAGUCAAUGUUAAUACCCAAUUGCUUGUUUAGAGUCGGUGGUUCUGCUGUUUUGCUUUCGAACAAAUCGUCCGAUAGGCGGCGAGCUAAGUAUAAGCUCGUACAUGUCGUGAGGACUCAUCGUGGGGCUGAUGAUAAGGCCUUUAGGUGUGUUUAUCAGGAGCAAGAUGAUGCGGGGAAAACCGGGGUUUCCUUAUCCAAGGACCUCAUGGCCAUUGCUGGUGGAGCUCUUAAGGCUAAUAUUACAACGUUGGGUCCCCUCGUGCUUCCCAUAAGCGAGCAGCUUCUUUUCUUUUCUACCUUGGUGACCAAAAAACUGCUUAAUGCGAAAGUGAAGCCUUAUAUCCCGGAUUUCAAGCUCGCUUUCGAUCAUUUUUGCAUACAUGCUGGUGGGAGGGCUGUGAUUGAUGAGCUUGAGAAGAAUUUGCAGCUUCUCCCAACACAUGUCGAGGCGUCUAGGAUGACUCUGCACCGGUUUGGUAAUACUUCGUCAAGUUCGAUUUGGUAUGAGCUGGCUUAUACUGAAGCAAAGGGGAGGAUGAGAAAGAGAAACCGUGUGUGGCAGAUUGCAUUUGGGAGUGGUUUCAAAUGUAACAGUGCUGUUUGGGAGGCCCUCCGGAAUGUGAAACCGUCUCCUAAUAGUCCAUGGGAAGAUUGCAUUGACAAGUAUCCAGUGCAGAUAGUUGCAUAGGCUCAGCCACAAUUCGGGUAGAUGCUUUUAAUUUAGAAAAAAAGUGAUACCAUGAUACCCAUGAACGAGACAAUUAUCUUGUUUUUUCUUCGUCCCUUUUACUUGUGUUUAGAAACUUUAGAUUUUAACUUAUUGGUCAUGGUAUGUGUUGUUUGGGCUUGAAAGCUAUAACAUGUCUGGUUAUGUUGUAUUCUUUAGUAUUACUGUAUGGCUUUGUUUCUUAAA